Messenger RNA from Chondrus crispus (carragheen), 896 nucleotides. RefSeq names its product prohibitin. The transcript has 2 exons. Bases 1 to 837 code for a protein of 278 amino acids. NCBI's taxonomy places the organism in Eukaryota, Rhodophyta, Florideophyceae, Gigartinales, Gigartinaceae. Gene Ontology annotation, biological process: mitochondrion organization. Gene Ontology annotation, cellular component: mitochondrion; membrane. The record is from RefSeq and is a predicted model, not a curated record.
AUGUCCGGCGGCGGAUCAACUGCCCUCGCCAACGGGCUCGCGCGCUUGGCCCGCUACUCCAUUGUGCUGGGCGUGGCCGGCGCGGCCGCCCAGUCCUCCCUCUACGUCGUCAACGGCGGCCAACGGGCCGUGAUUUUCAAUCGCCUCCUCGGUAUCGAGGAAAAGGUGCGCGGCGAAGGAAUGCAUCUCUGCAUACCCUGGGUGCAACGCCCCAUCAUCUUUGACAUCCGCACGCGUCCGCACGCCAUCAACUCGGUCACAGGAACCAAUGAUCUGCAGAUGGUCAACCUCACGCUGCGCGUCCUGUCCAAGCCAGACAAGGAGAAGCUCCCCACCAUUUACUCGAGGCUCGGCCUGGACUGGGACGAGCGCGUGCUGCCGUCCAUCGCUAACGAGGUGCUCAAGGCGAUUGUCGCACAGUACAAUGCCGAGCAGCUGCUUACGCAGAGAGAGGCCGUUUCCAGGCAGAUCAGGGAGACGCUUACCGCCAGGGCCAAGCAAUUUAAUAUUGAGUUGGACGAUGUUUCUAUGACCCAUCUCACGUUUGGAAGGGAGUAUGCGUCGGCGAUUGAGGCCAAGCAAGUUACGCAGCAAGAGGCGGAGCGCUCUAAGUACAUUGUGCAGGUCGCGGAGCAGGAGAAGAUCGCGGCAGUUGUUAGGGCCGAGGGAGAGUCAACGGCCGCCCAGCUCAUUUCGGAUGCUAUGUCAAAGAGUGGAGAUGGCCUGUUGCAACUGCGAAGAAUUGAGGCCGCGAAGGAGAUUUCCGCCACCCUCUCCAGGUCGAGGAAUAUCGUCUACUUGCCAAAGGGGUCUAAUGUCUUGCUAAACAUGGGCUAGUGUAGUAGUUGAAGUAGCAACGAAGGUUGUGGUUGGAUAAAGACGUACAGUACAAUACA